AGAGUGUUUUCUUCAGGGUAUUAAGCUGAGAAUACAGAGGAGGAGAGGCUCAGACCUUUACCUCACUGCCUCAUUCUCCCUUCCAUGUGAACGUUCUGCAACGUUUCCUUCAUCCUGCCGCACCUCUCACCUGGCCAGCGCUGUCCGGACCAUGUCCGCUAAGCUCCUGCCGGUUUUCUUCCUCCUCUCAGUGUUCCACGCUUGUUCUAGAAAGGUCGAAGACGAUGAAUAUGAAGAUGGAACAACUAACCAAAACUGGGUUUUAGCUCCAAAAACCCAAGAUACAGAUGUGACUCUCAUACUAAACAAGCUGUUGAGAGAGUAUGACAAAAAGCUGCGGCCAGAUAUUGGAAUAAAACCGACAGUUAUUGAUGUUGACAUUUAUGUUAACAGCAUUGGUCCUGUAUCAUCAAUAAAUAUGGAGUAUCAAAUUGAUAUAUUUUUUGCCCAGACGUGGACAGACAGCCGUCUUCGUUUCAACAGCACCAUGAAGAUACUGACUCUGAACAGCAACAUGGUUGGCUUGAUCUGGAUCCCAGACACGAUAUUUCGUAACUCAAAGACAGCAGAGGCCCACUGGAUCACCACCCCCAACCAGCUCCUCCGCAUUUGGAAUGAUGGCAAGAUCUUGUACACCCUCAGGCUUACCAUCAAUGCUGAGUGCCAGCUGCAGCUGCACAACUUCCCCAUGGAUGAACACUCCUGUCCUCUGAUAUUCUCCAGCUAUGGCUAUCCUAAAGAGGAAAUGAUUUACAGAUGGAGGAAAAAUUCAGUGGAAGCUGCUGACCAGAAAUCUUGGAGGCUCUAUCAGUUUGACUUUAUGGGUCUCAGAAAUACUUCAGAAAUUGUGAAAACUUCUGCAGGUGAUUAUGUAGUCAUGACUAUAUACUUCGACUUAAGUAGAAGAAUGGGAUACUUCACUAUACAAACAUACAUUCCCUGUAUAUUAACAGUUGUUCUUUCCUGGGUAUCCUUUUGGAUCAAAAAAGAUGCCACACCAGCAAGAACAGCAUUAGGCAUCACCACAGUAUUGACCAUGACAACUUUGAGUACCAUUGCAAGAAAGUCAUUGCCCCGUGUCUCCUAUGUCACCGCCAUGGAUUUGUUUGUGACUGUAUGCUUUUUAUUUGUAUUUGCUGCUCUGAUGGAGUAUGCCACCCUCAACUACUACUCAAGUUGCAGGAAACCAAACUGUACUAAGAAGAAAAAGUCGCUACCUGAUGUAAGUUUUGGUCAUGUAAUGAAUUAUUCUGUACUUGAUAUGAGACCACCAACUACAGUCAUCACAUUGAACAAUACCAUGUAUUGGCAAGAUUUUGAAGAUGCGUGUGUCUAUGAAUGUCUGGAUGGGAAAGACUGUCAGAGCUUUUUCUGUUGUUAUGAAGAGUGUAAAUCAGGCUCAUGGAGGAGAGGACGGAUUCACAUAGACAUCUUAGAACUGGACUCUUACUCUAGGGUCUUUUUUCCUACAUCCUUCCUGCUGUUUAACCUGGUCUACUGGGUUGGAUACCUCUAUCUCUAAAUGUUGCCUGUAGCAGUGAAGACUGCUGUGUUUUCUCACUGCGGACGGAUGCUGAAAGUGCAGAAAAAGUGAAGGACACAGUCAGUUUCAUCUCCAAUUAAAAAGACCACAUUAACUUUUACCAUCGCAGAGCCUGAUGAAGAAUUUUAACAUGUAAUUUCUUGAAAAAGAAAAACAUGGAAGAGUUCUCUCCUAACUGCUAUUUGUUUUAAGAAAAAGGUUCUUACAAAGUUCAGCUGAAUUUGUAGUGUAAGCGAUGUUUAUGAAUAAUUCUUGUAUAUUAAAAUCUCUACUAUUGUCCCUUACCAUAGAAGCUAUUCACAAUUCAGGCAAAGUUUAAAUAUGUAAUUUUUAUUUUUCAUUCUCAUACUUUCUUCAAAAUGCUGCCAUAUCCCUAAGGCUCAGAGAAAUGUACACUGGCACUAGCAAAUAAGCCAAAGCUGAUGAAAAUGCUCUUUUGUAUUUAAAUUUGCUUGAUACCACAGGUUUUGGGAAACUGACUAUCUCCUUGGAAUAACCACCAAGAGACACUAAGAAAUGUCUGGUAGGAUCAAAAUGUGGACAUGACUUUCUGCAGAGGUCUGAGAUUCAUUGAAUUAGCCACUUACCCACACAUAUUGGUUUUAACUUAGAGGGGAAAAGGCAGACAGAGAAGAAAGCACUAAUUUGGAUAUAAAUAAGACUUGCCUAUCUGUGAGGCAGCUGUAGGCAUAACUUCUACAGUUUUUCAAGCUUUUAACUGUGUUUUCUACGACUCAUUAAACACAGGAUGGUCAUUGAUUUCUAAAGUACUAUACUUGAAGCAGGACAAGAUUCCUCUUGUUGGUGUCAUUGUAGCAGUUCACAGUGCAUAGCCCAUGAGUAAAAAAUUAUAAUAGCACCAGGAAUAUGUGACUUUCUUCAGAUUUCAAUCUGCUAAAAAAGUGUUUUCAUGCAUUCUUAUUUUUUCUCUCAAAGUUGUAUUAUAAAAUUGAAAAACAUGUGUGCCAAAGGCCUUUUUUUUUUCUUUUCAUAACAUUAAACACUGCAAUAUUUACUCACA
This is a messenger RNA of Agelaius phoeniceus (red-winged blackbird), 2564 nucleotides long. It is a transcript of the gene GABRG3, whose product is annotated as gamma-aminobutyric acid type A receptor subunit gamma3. Gene Ontology annotation, biological process: monoatomic ion transmembrane transport; gamma-aminobutyric acid signaling pathway; chloride transport. Gene Ontology annotation, molecular function: extracellular ligand-gated monoatomic ion channel activity; GABA-A receptor activity. Lineage: Eukaryota; Metazoa; Chordata; Aves; Passeriformes; Icteridae. The record is from RefSeq and is a predicted model, not a curated record. Gene Ontology annotation, cellular component: membrane.